Acanthosepion pharaonis is the source of this 1107-nucleotide messenger RNA. NCBI's taxonomy places the organism in Eukaryota, Metazoa, Mollusca, Cephalopoda, Sepiida, Sepiidae. The record is from the annotation of a GenBank genome assembly.
AUGUUUUGGGACUUCGUAGAUGUAGAAGCUAUUUUGCUUUCUAACAUCACGUCUGUCGUUGUUAUUUUUCCUGUUCUAAUUCUUUUUUUUUCUCCGAAACAUACAUUUUUUUUCUUUCUUUUUCCGACCUGUUUUCAUCCGUCUUUGUUUGGUUGCUUUUUUUCUUUCUUUCUUUCUUGGUCGUUUAUUUCUUCCUUGUCAGCUUGCUUUCUCCUUCAGUUGGCCUUUGUACCAAUUUAUUCCUUUAUUCUUUCUUUUUUCUUUCUUUCCUUUCUUUCUUUUUUUUCUAAUAAUCAUUGGACGCCUCGUUUUCCUCUUUUUUUAUUUUCUUUCUUUCUUUUUCUUAUUUUCAAUGAACACCUUCUUUUCUUUCUUUCUGUCUUCCUUUUUCCUAUUUCUGUUUUUAAUUCACCCGAGUUCUCUUUCUUUCUUUCUUUUCCAAAUUUUCAUUCUACCUCUAUUUUCUUCCUUUCUGUUCCAGAUUUUGAUUUAAAUGACUUUGACUUCUUUCUUUCUUUCUUUCUUUCUUUCUUUCUUUCUUUCAUAAAGAAACAAUACUUUAACAUCAGUAUAAGUGGAGGCGAAUUCUACACCCACACUGGAGGCAGCAGUGAUAUUCUGUGUUUACCUAAGAAUCCAAUCUGGGAAAAGUUCACUUCUGCAGCAGAAGGGUCCGCUUGCAUCCACGGCGUAGAAUAUGAACUCGGCUUGUACCAAACAUUGAGCAAAAAUGGAAUGUUCUCAUCCAAAAAUGCGCAAUCCCUUCACGACCACAACGUACCUUGUGCCGUUUGUCAAACGAAGGAUCCUGGCUCAGUAAUAAUGGUCCCAGCUAGAAACCGCUGCUAUCCUGGGUGGAUCCUGGAGUAUUCCGGGUAUCUUAUGACCAGUCAUUAUAACCACAAUGGUAGGACUACCUACAGUUGUGUUGACAAAGACCCUGAGGCUGAUCCUGCCGGUUACAGAGAUGAAAACGGUGCUCUCUUCUACCCAGUACAGGCGUCUUGUGGUUCCUUGAGUUGCCCACCUUACGUUCAAAAUAGAGAACUGACAUGCGCGGUCUGCAGUAAACCAGCCGGAGUUGCCAAUGUCUCAGUCAGUAGUUAG